AUCAUGACAGUUUUGAUUUAUUUACAAAAAAGAAAGCCAUCAUUAUCACCAGAAAACCAAAACAUGCAAAAAUAGGCAUUUGACGGAUGGAAUAUCAGAGAUAUGUUGACAUGAAGUUGUUAUUAUCAGUUUAAUAUGCGAGCGUCUAUUACCUGGUAGCCUGUUUCUUUUCUUUCAAUUUGGCUGCAUGUUUUGUGUCCUUCAAAACCGAAUUCUUGGUAUUCAUCGAGAGCAAAGAGCAAGGAUAUUUUAUGCCUUCCAUAAACAGAGGGGAUUUAAAGUCCUAUUCUGUACAUAUAUGACUUAAGGUGACAGUUAUAUCAAUCAAGAAAAUCGUAUUAGUUUAGUUAGAAAAGUGGAAAUAAACUUGAUUGGUGAGUAAUUGAAAAAGAUUGAAUGUAUUUCUUUUUUUGAUGUUUUUAUUGCCAUAAUCUUCUUAAGCCUGGGGAAUGUUUGAUUAAAUGAAACUGUCUGCGUUUAUCCAUGAAAUUGUCAUCAGUUGUCCACCAAAGACACAUUAUGACACAUUAUCAACAUUUUUAUCAGCAAACCUAUUGAGCAAACUUAUUGAUCUGUCGAAAUUAAGAUUUUUCGACAGGGCUCACCUGCAAGUAUUUUGUUUUAUUUUUUCAUUGUUCGUAAAUAAAUUGUCUUUCGAGGAAAAUAUUAAUUUUUGUGAAUAGAAGUUAUCGAUCACUUUUCUGACAUUUAUACACUGAACGAGUGCCGGAUGGAAAGCUUUAGUUUGUCUUAAAAAGUUGCUUUUUCAAAGGCAUUUUUAAUAUUUAUUUCUUUGCAUUGUGUUCCCGUGAUGUUUGGUUUCUUCUUCAAACGGGAUCUCGUUAACAAAUACAUUGCUAAGAAGUCCAGUGCCAACUAUCUCCGUGCUUUUAUUUUUGUAUGAAAAUAAUUUGGUCAUAUACCGUGGUGAAUUGAGAAAUUUCGGUGGGGAGGAAAGUGAAUAUAGAAACGAAACACUUUUUUGUUGUUAUGUUAGACACAAAGCUAUCUUGAAUGCAAUGAAAAAGUUACAAAAAAUGAACCUACUGUUCUACAAAAUCUGCAGGAAAUUAAUUAAAAAUCCCAAGUUCGCAAUAUUUUCCAUCACCAGUCGCAAAAAAGGACUAGAAAUACUGACUGAAUGUGACUUAAAAUUCAAAGCAUCGGAAUUCAAAUUUUGGAGGCGUCAAAAAAUCAUUAGUGCAGUCUAGGGAGAAGUUAAGGAGCAGAAGUGACGAUGACCUAAUGAUUUUUUUUGUUGGCAGUGAAGAAAAACCACAACCCGAAAAUAAUCAUUAAUGCAUAGAGCAUGUAGCUAUGCAUUGCAAUGUUUGCAAAUGAAAAAUAUCUGCAAAUGUUUUCCGAAACGUUUAAGCCCCGUUGUAAUGUAUCGGAUUUGAUAAGUUGAAGUCGUGUAAUACCUUUGACAUUUUGAAUUCUGUCUGAAAGUUAAAAGCGAAAAUUUAGUGGUUUUUCCUGCGUUUGAAAGUUUUAGUGAGAUAGAGCUUCGGUUCCUAAUAAUUUUUCAAUUUCCCUUCUUGGUUGGGAUUAAUUCUUGGUAACCCUUCUUCACCAAAAAGAAAUCCCAGUUAAAAUGUUGAUACUGAAUGUAUGAAAGCUUUAUAUGAUAAUGACCCACGCGAUUGCUGGGUUUGUGGCUGCCAAUAUGAGAUGAUUAUGCGAUUUGUGUGUUUUUGGCUAUAUAAAUUUGUAUAUAUGGUUUACCUUUUGUGUCAGCAAUAACACUAGCAAAGAGAGUGGUUUUCGCCUCUUUUUGUGACUGAAUUUUAACAAGUAUACACAAGUUUGUGCCAAGUAAUGUGUGCUUGGCUCUCAAAAUGAAGGUAUAGCAAACACCAGUGGUUUUCAUUGACCAUCAAGCUACUCGUGGACAAAUGUGCAUUGGCCCCUUUGUCUAGGCUGUUGUGUUACCUGCAUAAUGUUUCUUUAAAGUAACUGAUGUAAUAUGAAAAUAUGUUAAGCAGAAAUGGUUCGAAUGUGACAUUUAUGGAAAACCUUGAAGCCCGAACCCUAAUUCCAUCUUUCUUUUGUUCAAAUGCAUUUAUUGAGGCAUUCUGUUAUUGGUUAUUGCUACGUGAUUCUUUGGAUGUUGAGGCUUACAACUACAAUUGUCUUUCUGCCUAGAGCCUUCGAAUGCUAGACCACAUCUAGAGUACGUUUUGCCAUUCUCGCAGCACUAUCCAAUGAAAUCUUGUCUUGGUUACAACUCGGGAAAAUUGGAGCUAGGCGAUUCCUUAAGACUUGAAAAUUGAAGGGUUACAAUACAAACACUGUGCUGCACUGUAAUCAAUAUUAGAAUCACAGAUUUCAACUUGCUUCUCGUGCUUUCAAAAACUUUUUCUCAGAUUGUUAUGACCCAUCCUAGCCAUCUUGGUAGCUCCAAUUACAGCAAAACUAUUCAAAAUAGAACAAUUUCAUAGCAAAUACUUUAAAAGCAAAUUCUAGAUGGAUUUUUUAUCAAAACCCUUCUUCUUCUUCUUCUUGAUUUGAAAAUCACCUUUAGGCAAUCUCUACUCAUAAUUUGAUUAUAGGAUUGGAUGACGUUUUACUCAUGGAUGCUGUUUCUAUCACUAAGUAAUUAGUAUCGAAGCUCUGAAACAAGGUAUACAGAAAUUUCUUUAGAUUGAAAUGAAUGGAUCUUUUAAGAAUCUUUUAAAGACUUCCAAUUAUUUUAUUGCAAAGAACUGUGUUUUCUUAGAAUGAAAAUAAGAGAAAGGUACGUCGAUUGAAAUGGUGUCCAAGGGAAUGAAUUUUGAUCGUGAAAAUAUAUUGCAAGGAGGAUUAAUGUUGUAUUUUCCACAACCAUUCGCUUUAAAAACCUAUCGAGAAUUCGUCGUUCUUCAUUCGCUUGCCCUGCCAUCAUCACGAAUAGGAGGAUCCAAAUUCUGACUUCAUUGUCCUAGCCACUGAUAGAUUUGCUAGCAAUGUGUUAAUCUUUUCAUUACAAAGGAAAAGUUUUUUAAAGGAGAUUUACGUUUUGGAUGUAGCACAAUAGCAAACGUUUUUGGCUAAAAGCGUACUUAGGCAGAGAUAAAAGAGUUCUCGUCAUAGUUGAAGUUAAGCAAAGCUAAAAACAGUGAAAAUUUUUACCAUUAGCUGUUUUCUUGUCUCCAACACACCCCCUUUCAAGAUCAAAAUAAUUAUGCAUUUUUUUAAUGAAAUAUCGUUAGAAAACUUUGCCCACACAAAAAAGGACCAAAGAAUUGCCUGUUGCGCAAGACCCUUUAUUAUAUAUGUACAAAGAAGUUUUCAUUUUUUUAAACCGAGACUUUGAAUUGAACUUGUGCUGCUGCACUCUUUUAUCGACAAUGUUCUGAAUGCUUCUGGUAGGAUUUUUUUAUCUAAAGAGACAUCCUUUAUAACAUUUGGUCAGGUCGCAAACUUUGAGGCCAUAGUCAUCAAAACAACUUUAAUGGAUACUCUGUGCAAAUUUGUCUGGAAAGAAUUCUAAACACAAUCGCGUUUCGUCUUCGUUGAGACCAAGUUACCUGAGAUACAAGAACCUAUUCUUUAAGAAUUCCUAAAUGGCUUUUAACAUUUAGUUUGGAAAUUUUCACCUCAGGGGCCCAUUAAGAAGAUAUUGUUUCUGCAAAUAUUUGACGUGUUGAAAGGCGAGUCUACCUUGAAUUUGUUAAUUACGCCAGAUCCAUCUGUCAGAUACCAUAUGAUUUAUGUACAGCUUUAUAAACUUGACGUCCUGCCUUUUCAAAAUUUGUAAUUAUUUGUAAAUUAUGCCAGAUCCAUCUGUCAGAUACCAUAUCAUUUAUGUAGAGCUUUAUAGACCUGAGGUCCUGCCUUUUCAAAAUUUCCAGCGUUUCAAACUAUACUUUUUAGCUUCUCUUCCAAGAAUACUUGAUUCUAAUUAUGCUUUUUUAUAAUUGUAAAAUGCAAAUCAUGCCGAAUCUGCAAGUAAAUGAAAAAAGACUAGACAACAAAGCAGUAACAAUUGAAUUUGCUUUUUUAUGUAGAUGAUUUCUUUAAAGUAGUUUCUUGGCAUUCUGGUGGUGUCAUAUGGAAGUGGCAGCCUGUAGCAACCUUGUUUAUAACAAUCGUUUCCCUCAGAAAAUUGGCUACUUUAAAGUUUUUUGUUGACAUGCUGUUAAAGCUGGUUCAACUUGAAUGACCACUUUUCAAAGAAGUUGAUUUACUAAGGAUUUUUUAAGAUUUUCUGAGCCAACCAAACAGCAUAUUUGACUGAGUGACUUUUGUUGCCCUGAAAGAGGGGAAAGGGGCGGAGUUCCAAAAGAGGGAACUUAAGAAAACUAACCCUUUUUUUAUUUUCCUCCGUUUUUGUAGUUUCCAAAAUAAACAAAACGAAAAUAGAAAUCCCAAGGAAUUAUAAAGUCGCGAAAGUAGACUUAUAUUGGCCAAAGGAAUUCAGCGAGAAACCGUACAAGAAAAUUGCAAAAACCUCAAUCGCCGCGUUAAAACCAGAUCAAUCACCUGAUCAUGUCAAUGCUUCUGAACAACAGCGCUUGUACUAUUGAGAAACGGACUACAGCCCUGUGUACAUUACCCAAACUAACAUGGGUUGGCCCUAGGUUAAAAGUAAUCCGGGUCGAACCCUGAUUCGUUUACGCUGUAAACUGUUGAUUUUGUAGUUUAAAUGGAAUCAAGGGCGAACAUGGGUUUGUUUGUUAUCGACGCAUGCGUAAAACACACAAAUUGAAGGUGAGGAUAAACAAAAUGGCGGCGGUCAGCGUGUAUAUUGUUUAUGAACUUUACACAAUAUGUACAAUGAAUCGACUCUAGAAACAAUCAUUCCCCAACCAGGGCCUACAAUGAGAAAACUUCGCAUUCGCGCUUUGCCUUGUUUUGCAUUCGGUGCCAUUUCUGUCACUGGGCGUGCGUCCUGAAGAAACUAACCCAGGUUCGCCCCAGGUUUGCGCUUACACUAUACUUAUCUAAACUAACCCAGGUUCGACUUAGGGCGAACCCACUUUUCGAGAUUGGUUAAAUAAACCCUGGGCGAGCCUGGGUUAGUUUGUGUAGCGUAAACAGGGAUUACGAUAACGGAGGAAAGUUUAGAGGUUUUAAGUUAGACCACCUUAGUUCUUUAUUUCAUCUUGGGUGUUAACGAUCUUAUGAAUCAGCUGUUUUUUUAAUCAUUAUUUCGGGAGAUAUUUUGAAAGUUAUCAGUGGAUACGGGUUGAAGAAUGAAGAAGAUUGUGGUCUAGGUUUUGCUGGGAUCACGUUGUAUCCUAUCUGCUCAAUCUGUUAGUAUUGUUGAAGAUUACGCGCCUUUCGCCGCCAUCACGUGACAAUCACAACAUCGAUAACAAUCAGCAUGUUAGAUCUGCUUGACAUUUGAAAUGUGGAUCAAUGGUUGAACUGUUAGUUUUGUUUCGGAUGGCUUUGAGCUCGCAGUUUUCACAAACGACCUGUUCAGCGAAUAUUAUUUACUUUAAUGAAAUGGUUUUGCCUGUAUUUGCUUUUACCACCUCUUUACCCUGAGUGCCGGAGUCUCCAAUAUAAUUUGAAACUAGUCAUAGAAAUAUUUUUUGAGCGAGGAAAGGAAAUAGAGACUUUACUGUUACGUCUACAAUGCUUUAUCCCCGGAUUCAUGUGGCUAUGGUACCCAGGGUACCACCUCUUAUGAGCACUGUCACUUCAAUUACAUAUAUAUCUUUCUCUAAAUAUGGCUAUUAAAUCACGUGCAUCACAGAACAUGGUCAGCCAUUUGUCGGAAAUUUACAUUACCGGAUGUGCUGCUCCUCAAACACCAUACUUGACCCCAAUGCUGUUGAAUAGGCAAGGCAUAUGACUGAUAACAUUUGAAUUCAGUUAUCUUGUUGCAGAUCAUGCAGUAGGUAUGCAAAGCAAAAGUUAAUCAAAUGCGUUUGGCCUUUUGCAUAUAUUGAUUGGAUUCUUGAUAUCAUCAUGCAUAAUUUCACAGGUCUUGCAUCUUAAAGAAGUCUGAUUUAAACUGAAAUCUUACGAAGUGCUCAGAUUACACCAAAUGCUAUCAGUUUGGCAGUAAGCCUUUGCUCUUAAUUAACAUUGGCAAUAUAUUUUGGUUUAUAAACCAAAGGUGAAACUCCAUACCCGAAGUCAUCAUUUGGCAUUAUUGUUUUACUGACGAAUUCAUGACAGGUGGUUUUGUCCGCCAAGAUUUACACAAAGAUGAGCUGUUCGACACUGCGAGCUUUCGUUUACAAUCUUCACAGAAGGCGCUUCUUAGAUGUUGCAUUCCACUCAAAGUCAUGACGGGUUGAAAUCAACAGCAUGCCAAAAUUUGUUGGAAGUCUUGCUUUGAUUCGAUAUUUGAGGUUCAGCCACGACUGGAUGCUGUCUUAGCAUUUGUCUACAGUUUCUGGAAAGCGUCAUCGGUUCAAAAGAACUUCAAACGCGUACCGGCAUCUUGGCAUUUCAAACCAUCUUCUGUGCAAUCGUAUACCAUUUGUAAGCCUGCCGUUAAUUGCAAGUCUUGUCAAAUAACAUCCAAACUUAAUGGAUGUGAGAGAAAAAAGAUUUAAUACAGACCAGGUUUAUUAAUAAUGUACAUCCGUUUAAAGUGUUGUGAAGACGAGAAUUGACUUUUGUGCAGUGUCGAACGCAAGACAAGCGACAAUGUUGAGGUAUCUAUCUGUGCACUUAUUCCUUUUUUUAGGAUUCACGCAUUUUGUUUCUUUUAUUGCGAAUUUUAACAUCUGCCAAGACGCUUUUGAUAUUUUGGAUUCAUGUUGUGAAUUUUCAUCAAACUUCGGCGCAUAUAACUUACGUUUGCUAUGUCUAACAAAAUAUACUUCAAUGGCAUACGAUAGGAAAGAAGUGUUCGUUGUAGAUUUUGUUGCAUCCUUUUUAGAAUAUGCGCUAUGUAAGUAUUAAUAUACAAAAUAAAAUAUACCAUAACAUACCAAAGGGCUGCAUAAUUGUACCUAUAAAUUUUGUAUAUAUUUCAUUUUAUAUUUUUCUUAAACGUGUCUCUCUUUUUCGCCGUGCUGGUUAUCUGCUUCAUUUCUAUAUGUAAUCAUUUCCUAUAUUUCUUUAUGUUUCUUAAUAUUUUUUCAUUUACUUCUUUCCCAAAGUGUGAUACUCUCAAAAUGUUUCUCUUUCUUUUUACCACAACCGUCCUUUAAUUUGACUGAUUUAAAUCGACUGAAACAAUACCUCCUUUUCUCUUUGAAUAACUAUCACAUUGAUAUGCCAUUUUUAGGCGUAAGAUAUUCAAGAAAACUGUCACUAAAAACCUUUGUAGUUUUUAGGUUAGUGUUACUGGUCAUAUUAAAAAAGAAAAGUUCAAAUUUAGCAGCCAAGUUUUCUUUAAACUUUCUACGUACUUGCAAUUAGCAAAUCAGCGGCUUUAGUAACUUUAUUUUGAAGGCGAUGUUUUUUGGCCUGCUGUUCAUUUAAGCAGUCUAUUUUCUUCCUGCACACAUACACAAUUUCUUAAUUGUAUAAACUAUUGAAAUUUCCAAUAUUCGAAAUUCUGUAUACCACCAAACUUAUUAUUUCCUCUAUUAGUGAAAUUACGACCACGGGUCAUUAUUUUGUUUUAUUAUUUUACCAUUGAUAAUUAUAAUUUACCGUGCUCGAACAAUAGAAUCGUUUCCAUGUAGAAUUUUAUUUAUAUUAUUUCGAGCCGACAAAAUUAUGUCACAUUUGUACAUCAAAGGAAACUGAGAUAGAGUCGGUUGACGCAGCCAAAAGUCGCUUGAUAUCUUAACUUGAACAACCCCAUUAUAAUCGCCAGGUCCUAAUCUUUGCUGUAGUCCCUCUAAACACAGUAAUGUUUUUAUCGAUUUAGGAUUUUGUUGGAAUGCUAAUCAUUCUAUCAAUUAGUAAUGCUAUUUUCUUGUAUUUUUCAUAAUUACCCACUCAAUUAGAAAGAUAAUGUGAUAGAUAUCGAAGCAUUACGAUUUACGCUUUUGCCAAUAGCCGGGCUACUUUUGUCAGCUAAAUUAUAAUUUUAUUUAAAAACAUUCUUGUCUUUGGUAAUCCUGAGGUUAGUGUCCCAUAAAAAAUUAAAGGAUUUCAAGAGAUAGCCUGGACUAAUAAACAUCGGUUUUCUGCAAAUCUUUGACGUAUAGAAUAUUCUCAAAAGAAGAUCUUCAUUUGUAGCACAGCUUCAAGCCGAAAUUUAGUUUCUUUUGAGUCAUGAAGUAUUUUUUUACCAUGAAUUGCCUUUUAUUGAAAUCAAGUGUUAUUUUAUUGGAUUUUUUUUAAUUUAUGACAUCAUAGAGUUUGAGGUUUCGUCAGAUUAUCUUACCCGAUCUUCUUUAGAUGUUUGUAGAAAAUUAAAGAAUGAUAUCUGUCACCGUUUUGAAGUACAUACUAAUGGAACAUCGACUAUCCGGAAUCUUUGAAUUUGGCUAAAAAUCCGGACAAUUUAGAGUCUUGUUAAUGGAAAAUGACCAUUUACACAGUAAAGAAUAAUUUUGCGUUACUGUUUUGGUUUUGUGAUAACCAUGAUAUAUUUUUGGCUAGCAGGAAAAUGCGAAUCAUGAAUAAUGACGGAUUUUAGAUAAUACCGGUUGAUGUAGAUCCGGUUGAUGUAGAUCCGGUUGAUGUAGAUCCGGUUGAUGUAGAUCCGGUUGAUGUAGAUCCGGUUGAUGUAGAUCCGGUUGCUGUAGAUCCGGUUGUUCGGCCUUCUAUCGACCCGCUCUAUAACACUCAGUACCAGCAUCCACGUGCUUGGUAAACAGAGACAUGUUUAUGCUGGCAGAUGUUCGUAUCUUCAUCUUUUAUUAGGUAUGUUUUUCCUGUGUGGAAGCCUUUGCCAUUAGCCUAUGAUGCAACGCAACAAUUUUACAGCGAACAUGUUGUUCAUCUCUUGCACAAAUACUUAACUUCGCACAACUAUGACGGUAUGAAAUAAAUAGAGUUAACGACAUAAGAAACCUCGCUUGAUAGUAUUACAUUAAAAAAAUUCUUUGAAAUUAUUUCAUUAUGGUACUUGGCUAGAUAAUGGCUAGAUAAUUUUUAUGGCAUGGCUAGAUAAUGGCUAGAUAAUUAUAUCAAUUUCAACUUAUAUGCUAUUUAAAUGCAUCACCACCCCCCUGUAAAUCAGUCUGUCUCUAACUGAGGAGCUACCAUGCCUGCAAAAUUCAAAAUGAAAAAAUGAAAUGAAAAAGUAAAAAAAUCAGUUUGUGUUUUGAAUUUUCGUGACUUUCGUACAUAGCACUAGCUAGCCGCUUCCCGUAGUAGUUUCUUUUGAUAAAGAAAGGAGAUUAUUCACUGACACAUUGCCCACCAUUCUUGGGAAAACAUGAAAUUCUCCUGUUGAGUUUAUGUGUUUUGAUCGCAUUUGUGUUUUAAAAGUCAAAUCUAGUUGUCGAACGCAAAUGAGUCCGCGAUUAGACCACGGUCGGCGCUUGUCAAACACUUACAUUUUUCAUGUUUUUAUUGUUAUUAGAUUCUCCCGACUUUCGAUAACUAUUCUUAAUUUGCCGAACAUGCUGAAAGCUUCGAUUCUCUUCUGCGUUUAUUACCUGCCUUAUCGUCAUAAUUUUCACCUUUGAGGUAAGCUUUAUAGUUGUCAAUGAAAACACGUUUUUAUGUUUUUUGAAUCUCCAAAUAUUAGCUAACAGUCUGAUUGCUAUCUGCCAAAUUUCACUGAUCAAUCGUCCAAUGAAAACUCGUAUUUUAUUGGAAUGUUCAUAUUUACUCCACCCGAGAAGUGCUUGACUGAUUUUGCCGAAGCUGGCCUAGAAUGGCAAGACUUUGCUCAAUUGUAAGCAAUAGCGGCGACUUGCUUUGGUUGAGAACUCAAAACAGUUCUUUUUUAUAUACCAAAGGGCGAAACGCCCUGUCUAUACGAAAGUGAGAACUCUGCAAUAUUCUGGUUUACAGUAACCACAAACUGUAGGUUUAUUAGUGUAUAGAGGGCUGGUCAACAGUAACCGGAAACCGUACACAGUUUAUAUCAACAGCGUACAGCGGGCCGGUUAACAGUAACUCUCAUUAAUUGGCCUGGUUUCACCCUAGGUUUCCUGUCUAUACGAAAGUGAGAACUCUGCGAUAUUCUGGUUUACAGUAACCACAAACUGUAGGUUUAUUAGUGUAUAGAGGGCUGGUCAACAGUAACCGGAAACCGUACACAGUUUAUAUCAACAGCGUACAGCGGGCCGGUUAACAGUAACUCUCAUUAAUUGGCCUGGUUUCACCCUAGGUUUCCUGUCUAUACGAAAGUGAGAACUCUGCGAUAUUCUGGUUAACAGUAACCACAAACUGUAGGUUUAUUAGUGUAUAGAAGGCUGGUCAACAGUAACCGGAAACCGUACACAGUUUACAUCAACAGCGUACAGCGGUCCGGUUAACAGUAACUCUCAUUAAUUGGCCUGGUUUCACGCUAGGUUUGUUGGCUGGAAGAAGGCCUGGGGCUCAACAAAUAACAUUAGGACGACAGAAAACCAGAAAUUUGUUUAGUUAAAACGCGUUGCAGGUAACAAUUUCAUAAAAUUAAAACUAGAAAUUAAAGAGCAAAUAGGGAGUUGAUCUUAGUGGGAAACAUGUGCUAGUAUUUGUCAAGUUCAAACAACUUAUUAGGUCAGUAGAAUUUUGAAAUUAUUACAAACAGUGUUCUGACGCCGAAAUGUAGCGAAAUGAAAAGUGACCAGACACAGUUUGUCUAAAAAUCUUUACACUUGAAUUGCAAUUUUGUUGCAUUUUAACCCAUUUCGUAUUUGAGUGAUGACAGAUAAAAAUAUAGAUGAAAUACAGAAAGUUUGCGGAUAGGCUUGCGGAAUCUAUUACAGUUAUCUCCACGACAAGAAACAUUGUGACGGUUUGUGUUGACGCGAUCUUCUUUUAGUUCGGGAAAUAAUGUUUUAAAGGAGUUUAAUUUCAAGAACCUAGUUCGAUGUCAAACCGAGAUUGAAGUAAAUUUGCUGUCCAACAGUAAGAAUAUUUGAAGAAUUUAUGAAUUAAUUUUCGAAUUCAUUCGAACUAUUGCCUGAGAUCGACAGCGACGCUUAGCGAGAUUUGGGCUUAAGGGGGUAUGGCUAGGAAUCAACUUUGAAGAUUGUUAUGUGAAGAUGUUGUUCAUUUAGUUUCAUAGCAAAGGAAGGGCUUUCCUAAUAUGUUGACUUGAUCCUCUGCAUGAUUUCUUCUGCGGAGUUCUUAGACGGUUUAAUGUGUUUUUAACUAGCAAUAAAAAAAGCAUCGUCUAAGUCAUGUUUGUUGCAAAACAUAGCAAAAGUUCGUGCUGUAUGCUUGUGUUUCAUGCUACUUUAGCUUACUUUAAAGAUAAUGUCGACUUUGAUACCAGCGUCACUGAAACACAUAUGGGUUUCUCAUGGAUCAUGUCUAGAGCCACUUCUUUUGAAAAUGAAGCAAAAAAUAUUUUCUUUGUCUCUAAAGGCGACAAAGCUUAAUUUUCCUUUGAUGUUGAAAGUCUGCGAGUUUAUAAUGUUGUGUUUAAACUUUUUGCAAUUAUGAGUUCGGGCACGUAGCCAAAGAUCUUAUUUUUUGUCGUUAUAGCACUCGACAAGGCUGUUGUUUGCUUGGUAACUCGAUAGAUGUGGUGUACCAAUUAGUUGCAAUAAAUGAGGGCAUAUCCACGGAAAUUUCUAGUGCAAUCAAAGCAACGCAAUAUAGACAACAUUAACAAGCGACUUUGCCCUGAAACCCCAUGCAUAAUCCCCGAAUGUUCUUGGUGAAGAAAACCAAGGAAGAUAAUUGUCCUAUUCUGUUUGAUCGCAUGGCCUCUUGUGUAAUCCAAUCAAGCCGCAUUUUGUGAGGUUUAUCGCUUAGCCAUGAGUACUUUUAAGGAUUUUGGCGAAAAACAAAAAAUUGGCCUUUCACUUAAUCUGUGUUUUUUCUCUGAGGAUUUGCGGGUCAAGAUUAAAACUCAACGAAACGUUUUCAUUUGAUCGAGUGAAAUCUUGUUAAUAUGUUGGACCGCUAUAAGACAUUUAAUCUGCAAAUUUAAGGUCUUUGAACAUUGACUCUGAAAUUUUGCUUUUCACUUCAAUGAUAUCGCUUCAUAUGUUCAUUCAACAUUGGCCCACGCAUUUGUGAUUUUUGAAAGUAUUCUUUAGCAGACUAAAGUGUAAAAUCAACAAUGCUUCAAAAUGUUUCAUACAAAACAAGCGUAGAGUCUAAAGUUAUGCAUUAUUCAGAAUUCUCCAAGAUGUAUGUGUUGAAUGGUCAAGCUCAUCAAACAACUUUUCGAGGUACUAAGAUAAAUUAUGAUAGAAAUCUGACCAUCCCACAGGUGGCGUCUCAUUUUAGGCGUGGCUCAAGGAUCCAUUUCUUUUAAAAUGACCUUUCGUGGAAAGAUAAUAGCCAUUGCAGGUUCAAAAAUUGACUGCUGCGAUAAGAGCAAGCGUAAGUCCUUUUUCUCUGAUUAAGGUAACGUUCUUUUUUCGCUUGUAGUUGACCAAUGAAAAUGCGCCAAAGCAACUUUCAACCUGCAUAUAACCUAGAGCGGAGGCUAACCCUAAAGCCUGUGAAACACCUUCUGCCUGAAUCUUCUAAUUUUAAUGAUUUUCUGAAUCAGAUCCGGAUUAAAUCAAUUUUAAGACUCACUGCAGUGCAAUUAAGGUGGAUUUUGAAGGUUGGAAGGAAGAAAUAGAUAAUCGCCUAAGGAAAACUGUUUGUAUUUUUAGCACGCUUUCCUUUUUCCGGCCUCAAACGCUCUUUCGAGCAACUUCACUAAAAAACAACAUCAUAUCAACGCACUCGGGCUCUUUUGUUUCUCUUAGGUUUCAAAACGGCCCUUCUUCUCCGUGUAAUCUCACAAGUUUUGUACUUAAUGCUUCUAAGCAGAUUUUUAAGCAACGCUUAAGACUACAUUACUCACUCCACGUGUCCAAGCCUUAAAGUUGAGCUCCAUUUGGGAUGACUUGUUUUGUUCGUUACAGGCGUAGAAAAUUUACCCUUUUUUGGUGCGCUGUGAAUUUGUCAUGUCCUACGGAUAAAUUUAUGUGACCAAAUUACAGUGACUACAUAUCUCAGCCAAUUUCCAACACAUUUAGCUGAUUUCGCACAGGUAUAGGUAUAUCAUGAUUAUGCCUUGUCAUGUUAUGUAAUCAAACUCCAUAAAUGCUAGAAAUAAAUAUUUGCGGCAUUGACCUACAUCAUGGAAGGUGGCAUGCUUUAAUCAAUGCCACCUUUCCAUGAUGUAGGUGUUGGAAAUAUGCACUCUUGCCAGAGUGUCAAAAUAUUGUGGAACAUUCUAGUUUACUAUUUCAGAUCAUUCUAUUCAUUCAGAUCAUUAUUCGUACCGCUACUCAUAGUUCGAUUUUAAUUUUUAUUGAUAAUUACUUCUGCUUUUCUCAAGCAUUCUGGAUUGAUACUUUUCUAGAAACUUCUAGAAAAUUAUAAUAAACAUAUAGAAAAACACUUCUGUAUUAGGUUGGUUUGUUAUUUAUAUUAUUACCUCUGCGUUGGUAAAACUGUGUUUGUACGUGAAUACCUUCAACAGUAGGCAUUGCUGGGAAAGUUUGAUCGCCGGAUGAGCUAAUCCCGAUUGAAUCUUCUUCUAACCUUGCUAAUCUUUCUAUCAAUUUACCGUCAUAUGUCUAUCCUAUUCAAACUCAACAACUUUGUUUGAUUCUGCAUAAAUUAUUCUGUCUUUGGCAAUAGACAAUUUAUUAUGAUUCUAUAUUUCUUUGUCCAAAGCUAUUGGAAUCUCCAUUGUUUUUGGUCUAUCACAUUUUCAUGAUCAGCGACCAGAAAUUUCCUGAAUCCUGGGUUUGAAGCAAAUCUUCCAUAAUCACGAGGAACGACUGGGGAAGUCCCUCUUUACCGAAGCACCGUUAUAGGGCAAAGUAGCUACUAAAAAUCCCAAGGUCGAAAGCAAAAUGACCAUUCUUCCAUUGCCGGUCAUUGUUCGUUUGUAGACUGACAGCAAUGGGAAAGUGCGCCUAUUUCAACAGAAACUAAAGAAAAACCUGUAGUUUUGUAUCACCCGAGUUGAGGUCUGACUCCGGUUUAUGUAUCCUUCCGGGUUCAGUCUCAUUGAGAUCCGAGAGAUUCAUUAGUUGUUGCAAUUGUCUGUGCUGGCAAGUUCCAAAUCUCUUGAUUUUCAAUCCCAGUGCUCUUUUUGUGAUCAGUGUGAAUUCCUCAACUUAUCCCGGGUCGAGAAAACGUUCCUUUUCGCCUAUUCUAAUAGAGAAGGGUUCAUACAUGUUAAGGGUCAUUUUUAUGAUAACUCUCGAAAUAUGAAUCGUCGGUAAAAUAGAUAUUAACGUAAAUGAUUCCGACCUGGAUUACAUGCCCGAGUCCGGUUCAUUUUGUUUAAGAUAUAUGGUACCUAUACUUUGUUGUCUUUAAAAUCACAUGUCAGGCUAUCUAAAAUGGUUUUGCAAUAGCUCAGGAGACUUUGAUAUGUAAAACAAAACGGCAAUCUCCAAAUGAUCGAUGAAUCAUCAGUGAAGUAUGUAUGAAACGAAUGAGAGAAUCUACAAACACGAUUAAGUGAACUGUAAAUUUGUUUAAGCCUUAACAGUGUGUUUAGAUGUUUAAAGUGCAAACACCUUCUCUAACACUGGCUUUGCGCGCAUGGAAGCAACAAUAGGGAGCAGAGUGAGCUUUGUUCUUUUUGUAAAACUCUCUUGCUUUGAUGCUUUUCGCCGUUCUUGCUAGCUGAACAGGUAUCUAGAGCGUAAAAACAAAUUAGGAGAUUGACCGCAAUAUAUUGCAAAGCUGUCUUGAACACAGAAGAAAUAUAUUUGGCAAUACUAGUGUACUGAAAGGUCACAUUGAACCAAAAAGUCAUGUCAAAUGACACAAUUCUAGAGACUCAUUCAACUGUAGAUGCAGAAGUUAUAGCAAAUCAAACUGUGAACUUUAAGAAAGUUUCGCAAGCCAGUCAGAAAAAAGCAUCAGUUAAUGGUAAGGAAGAAACUGAUGAUGUUGACAUAGAGGCUGGAAAGCAAUCACUAGACUCGUCUGGCAACGAAGAUCGAGGCUGGAAUAAUGUCAAGAAAAGACUUGGCACUCUUGUCGCUGUGAAGGCAGUUAUGGACACCCAGAAGAGGCCGAAAGUGCGAAAACCGGUUGGUCAAAAAGAUUUCCUAGAGAGAUUCAGCACUCGGGAGUACCAUCCGGUGCGGAGUGUUAAAAGAAGCUCAGUUAGCAAUGCUGCUAGGCGCGUUUCGGUUGUCAUUAACACCCCACAUAACAAACCAGUUGGUAAUAGGGAAAAUUUCAAGAAUAACAACGCCUUGGGCGAGCAACAUGAGCUGACUGAAAUCAAACCUAAGGAAACUGUUGUUGUAGAUAACUCAUGUGCGAAUGAAGACACUGAAGACGAAAAAGUCGAGUUUAAAUGCAAGGAGAUCCUUAUGACAUUCACAGAGCCGUACAGUACCUUUUUAUACUGUUGGCUGUAUAUUGUAAAUCUGGCAAUUGGCUACAACGCAUGGGUGAUCUUCCUGCGGAUUGCGUUCUCCGAUGCGCAGCAGCAAUUCCAGACGGUCUGGUUUACUUUGGACUACAUAGCUGACUUUAUCUACGUCUUUGACAUAAUCAUAUGCACUCGAACUUCGUUUUUAGAGGACGGUAUAUACGUCGAUGACUUGAGAAGGAUGGCACAAGCUUAUUUGAAGUCAUACCAUUUCGCUCUUGAUUUCACGUCAGUAUUGCCAUUGGAUUUGAUAUACUUCGCCGUCGGUACAAACCCAGCACUCAGACUGCCACGGAUGCUAAAAUAUUACAAAACUUUUGUCUCCCAGAAAACCAUUCUCGCGUUGACAACAUUCCCAAACGUGCUAAGAACGUGCAUAUUCUUGCAUCUGAUGCUGAUAAUGAUGCAUUGGAAUGCGUGCUUUUACUUUCUUAUAUCAAAGUACGAAGGUUUUGGCGUUAACGGAUGGGUUUAUCCAAAAUUCAACGCCAAAACUGCAUCUCUUAGCUACCAGUACGCGCUCUGCUACUAUUGGUCAACGUUGUCUUUGACAACAAUUGGAGGAAGUGCACACCCGGAGACUACCAUCGAGUGUGCCUUUAUGAUUGUCUGCUACUGUGUCGGUAUAUUCAUAUUCGCAAGCAUUGUAGGCCAGGCUGGCAACGUCAUCCAAAAUAUGAGUGCUUCUCGAAUUGAUUUCGAAAAACAGCGGGACGCAUCGAUGAAUUAUAUGAAGCGGCACAAUGUGCCACAAGACAUGCAGCGAAGAGUCAGACUUUGGUAUGACUAUAGCUAUUCGAGAGGUCGUUUUCAAGGAGGAAUGGAUAUCAACGAUAUGUUGCUUUUACCAAAUAAAAUGAAAACGGAGCUGGCAUUGCAUGUUCAUCUCGAUACACUACGAAGGGUAAGCUUCUUGCAGAAAUGUCAGCCAGAAUUUCUUCAUGAUUUGGUUUUAAAAAUGAAAAUGAUCAUUUUCACCCCUGGGGAUUACGUCUGCCGCAAGGGAGAAGUCGCUAGGGAAAUGUACGUCAUCAGUGACGGAAUUCUAGAAGUUAUCAGUGAAACUGGUAGAGUUCUCAAAGUUUUGCACUCAGGGGAUUUUUUUGGUGAGAUCGGAAUUUUGAGUCUAAGUAAAGGUCAAAAUCGGCGCACUGCUGAUGUUAAAGCAUAUGGAUACGUAGAGCUUUUUGUAUUAUCGAAAGACGAUGUUUUAAAUGCAAUUAAGGAAUACCCAAACGCACAGAAGAUUCUUGCAAAACAUGGUAGAAAUCGUUUAAAACAGGACAACAGUCGGAAAGACGGGCCGCGUGACGAUACGACUAGCGAAUCAGAUGAUGAAGUCGGCAGCAUGUUAAUGAAUAUGAACAGUAGCACCGGACUUAAUGACGCGAACGACGUUAAAGGAUCGCCUGAUUCACGAAGAAGCAGUUUUCGUCGCGGUAGUAUUCGAAGGGACAACGAUAGCAGACGAUCGAACAGCCUACGAGUUCCGACACCCGCUGAAUCGGACCCAAAUGCGCUUCCGUCGAAUAAAGGAGUCGUGCACGACGCGAUGAUGUCGGUUAUAAAUCCACUGGUUAAACCAGCAUCGAAUGUCAUUGCUUCGGUCAGGUCACCAUCGCUACAAGAGAAACGAAAAUCCUUCUCGUCAGUUCUCGUUAAUAACGAUGCAAUAAAUGCGGAUACUAUAUCAGUUGGCAAAGAUAUCGAAAAGGAAAAAUUAUGUGAAGCAAAGAAGCCUGUUAAGAGUUCCCUAGAAACAGAAAAAAUUAUCAAAUUCAUCCAAACAAGCCAAGAAGAGCUUCUUAUUAAUAUGAAAAAUAUAUUUAAGAAAAAACUGGCAAAAAGCCAGCGAGGUUUAUGUGAAAGAAUAGAAGAACUGGAGCAAGCAAUUUGUGAUAAAAGCAAGGAAAUACAAGAUUUGAAAAAUAUUUUAAAAAGAAAUGAGAAGGUUAAGAAGAGUCUCCAAGAAGAUUCUCAAGAAUAUAAUACAGAAAUGACGUCAUUUGAAGAGAAGGACUCUGUUUCAACUCCAUGUAGUCCUCACAAGGUGGAGGUACCUUUGUCCGUCGUCUGCAGGGAACGGUCGAAGACUGAGCCAUCUAUCCCAGAAGUCAGUAGUGCUUGAAAUCCAUCGGCAUGUGAGAAAGAUUUCUUUUGAGGUGGAUAUGAAACAAGUAAAACGAGAGCAGAGAUAGAAUUAUGUUGUUAAGGGCAUUCAGAGGAAGCCUGCUAUUUAUAAUUGAAAUUUUGAUAUUGUUUGCCCUUUGAGGGGAUUUGGUUUUUGGGAGGGCCUGACAGAAUGCUUUUGCGUCAGAAGAAGAAACCAAUUUAUGAUGGGUCAUGGUAACAAUAUGUUGAUGAAAAAAGGGACCAGAUAGGCAUGGCAAUCUUCUCUUUUUCAUUUGUCUGUCCAGAAAAUUAGCGUCACCACGAGGGGACUGGGGCGGACAUGUUUCUCCAGUGCUCGGAUGAGAAAGUGUUGGGGGAGGGGUAAUUUUUUGCAAGGCAUUUUUUGUGAUGUAAUUCUACGUUUUUGAAACUGAUUUCAUGGAGAUAAAGGGUAGACAUGGGCGUCCCAUUUAGGUAAAAUAUGCGUUACCUGUUGGUAAAAGGCGUUUCCUGAUAGCAAAAAAGGUGUGGCAUAAAACAACUUCACUUUGACUAUGUAUCUGGUGAUUUGACUCAAUGCUACUAAAUACUCAUGGCAUGCCAGAUAUAUCUAGUAAUCUUGAGAUAACAAAUUAGAAAGUUUGCAUUAACGCAAAUCUGAUUAAUUUAUUUGAUGUAAAUAAUAUAAAUUUUAAUGUAUUUAUGAUGCCAUUUGUUGUACACGUAUGAAGGCAAGAUCCUUAAAAUCUAACAGUUGUUUAAAAGAAUAAAGUUGAUACAAUCAACGGCCUAAUUAUCAAGCUGAGAUCUCAUCUCUUCAAGUCUUACUGGAUUUUAAGUAUAUUUUUCUUGUCAUUAUCUGCAUUAAUGUUUGAAGGGACCGAAUUUAGUGAAAUAGAUAUUGUCGGGGCCACUCUCGCAUUACCCUUGAGGUUUGCGCAUCCAACGCUGCGCAUAGCACGGAAACGAGAUAGAGCAUGUACAUAUGACUAAAAAGUCAUCGUCGUCGGUGGCAGCUAGUUUUUUCCAUAGCGUCAAAAGCAUCAAAAAUAUUUCAGAAGACAAAAAUAAACAUAACUAUGACUGACAGUAAGUUGCAUCCCAACAAAUGCAUUAGGGACGUCCAUUCAAAAACUCAUCAAAUUCG
Molecule: messenger RNA, 18575 nt
Organism: Rhopilema esculentum
Lineage: Eukaryota; Metazoa; Cnidaria; Scyphozoa; Rhizostomeae; Rhizostomatidae
Biological process (GO): transmembrane transport; monoatomic ion transport
Cellular component (GO): membrane
Molecular function (GO): intracellularly cyclic nucleotide-activated monoatomic cation channel activity; protein-containing complex binding
Source: RefSeq, a predicted model, not a curated record